This is a messenger RNA of Pichia kudriavzevii, 1653 nucleotides long. RefSeq lists its product as uncharacterized. NCBI's taxonomy places the organism in Eukaryota, Fungi, Ascomycota, Pichiomycetes, Pichiales, Pichiaceae. Gene Ontology annotation, molecular function: ATP-dependent protein folding chaperone; ATP hydrolysis activity; ATP binding. Bases 1 to 1653 code for a protein of 550 amino acids. Gene Ontology annotation, biological process: protein folding. The record is from RefSeq and is a predicted model, not a curated record. Gene Ontology annotation, cellular component: chaperonin-containing T-complex. The transcript has a single exon.
AUGUCAUACAGGCAAACACCAACUAUUGUUGUGCUUAAGGAAGGAACCGAUGCAUCACAAGGCCGUGGACAGAUUAUAUCCAACAUCAACGCAUGUUUGGCAAUUCAGGAUACAUUGAAGACAACUUUAGGUCCAUUUGGUAGUGAUUUAUUAUUAGUUGGUGGCGAUGGCAAAACAACCAUUACUAAUGACGGUGCAACCAUUUUGAAGAAAUUAGAUGUUGUCCACCCGGCAGCUAAGAUUUUAGUUGAUAUUUCAAGAUCCCAAGAUUGUGAAAUUGGGGAUGGAACUACGUCUGUUUGCCUGUUGGCAAGUGAAAUUCUAAAACAUUGUAAACCGUAUAUUGAAGAGGGUAUGAGUAGUAACUCCAUUGUUAAGGGGUUAAGAGAUUCUGUUCAUUUAGCAGUCCAGAAGAUCAAAGAGUUGGAGAUCAACUUGGACGAAAAAUCAGUUGACGAUGAAUACGAUAUGCUAAUUAAAUGUGCAUUGACCGCAAUGAAUUCGAAGAUUAUUCAACAGAAUGGGGAAUUUUAUUCUAAGUUAGUUGUUGACUCGGUUCUUACCUUGGAUAGAGAUGAUUUGGAUGAAAACCUCAUUGGUAUAAAGAAACUUCCAGGUGGUGCAAUGGAGGAAUCGUUAUUCAUCCAAGGUGUCGCAUUCAAGAAGACAUUCUCAUAUGCAGGGUUUGAGCAACAGCCGAAGACUUUCCAAAAUCCAAAAAUUCUGAACUUGAAUGUCGAACUAGAAUUGAAAGCUGAAAAAGAUAAUGCAGAAGUAAGAAUCAAUAAAGUGGAAGACUACCAAAAGAUUGUUGAUGCAGAAUGGGAAAUUAUAAUGGAUAAACUAAACAAGAUUGUUGAGAGUGGCUGUAAUGUUGUUUUAUCAAAGUUACCGAUUGGUGAUUUAGCAACCCAAUUUUUCGCAGAUAGAGGAAUCUUUUGUGCUGGAAGAGUGUCAAGUGAUGAUUUGGAACGUACACAUAAAGCAGUCGGUGGUUCAAUUUUAACAAGUGUCAAUGACAUCAAACCAGAACACGAUUUAGGUACCUGUGAAAAGUUUGAAGAGUUGCAAAUUGGUGGUGAAAGAUACAACAUUUUCAAUGGCUGCCCAUUAACAAAAACAUGCACACUGAUUUUACGUGGUGGUUCAAUAAAAAUCAUUGAUGAAAUUGAGAGGUCAUUACAUGAUGCAAUCAUGAUUGUCAAAAGAGCUUUAAAGAACAAACAAAUUGUCGCUGGUGGUGGUGCUAUUGAAAUGGAAUUAAGUAAGUAUUUAAGAGAUUAUUCACAUCAAGUCAAAGGCAAAAAACAAUUAAUUAUUCAAAGUUAUGCAAGAGCUUUGGAAAUCAUCCCUAGGCAAUUAUGUGAAAAUGCAGGCUUAGAUUCUAUCGAAUUGUUAAACAAGUUACGUAGUUUGCACGCUAAUGGUGAAAUAUAUGCAGGUUUAGAUCUUGAUUCUGAUAAUGUUGCAAAUAACCUAGAGAAAUUUGUCUGGGAACCAUCGGUUGUGAAAAUCAAUGCAUUACAAAGUGCAACUGAGGCUGCAAUUUUAGUUCUUAGUGUUGAUGAGACUAUCCAAAACAAAGACAGUGAACAAGCAUCUGCUGCCCCAGUACCUAGGGGAAGAGGUAUGCCAAUGCCUGCUGGAAUGUGA